Melospiza georgiana is the source of this 975-nucleotide messenger RNA. RefSeq names its product serine/threonine-protein kinase PAK 3-like. The record is from RefSeq and is a predicted model, not a curated record. The transcript is spliced from 9 exons. Bases 1 to 975 code for a protein of 324 amino acids. Lineage: Eukaryota; Metazoa; Chordata; Aves; Passeriformes; Passerellidae. Gene Ontology annotation, molecular function: ATP binding; protein serine/threonine kinase activity. Gene Ontology annotation, cellular component: cytoplasm. Gene Ontology annotation, biological process: intracellular signal transduction; regulation of MAPK cascade; regulation of axonogenesis.
AUGGCAGUGAAGAGGAGGAAUGAAGACAUCCAAGAGGAGAAGACUCUCCCUAUGCAGAAGAGCAAUCAACAAAAACAGGGCAAUCUCUGCCACACCUUCCUGACAUCAACUCAUUUCUUGUCUCAGAUCUACACCGACUCUGACACUGAAGCUGCAGCAGAAGCAGCAGUGCCAUCCCAAGGAGCCUUUGCUCCCCAGCUGAAGAAGUGGAGCCUGAGCCCUUGGUUCACCUGCCGUGCUGACCCAGCUGCUGCUCAGCAACAGGAGACGGCGGGUGACUCCCUGGAGCAACAGAGGAGAAUGGUGAAGAUGGAAAAUCCUAUUCUAAAAUACAUUGAACUGGAAAAUAUUGGCAGUGGGGGGUUUGGAGAUGUUUGUAAAGCACUCGACACUGCCACAGGAGGAGAGGUGGCCAUAAAGAAAAUACACCUUCAAGGACUGAGGAAGAAGGAACUAAAAGUCAAUGAACUCAUGGUCAUGAAGGUGAAUAGGAAUCCCAACCUCUUCAACUGUUUAGACAGCUACUUUGUGGGUGAGGAACUGUCCCUGGUUAUGGAGUACAUGGAUGGAGGCACUCUGAGCAAUGUCAUCAGCCAGACCUGCCUGCCUGAAGAUGAGAUGGCAGCCAUCAGUCGGGAGUGCCUGCAAGGACUGGAUUUUCUUCAUUCAAACCAUGUUAUCCACCAAGAUGUGAAGAGCACAUCCUUCUCAGAACCGAUGGCUCUGUCCAGCUGGGUCACUGACUUUGGCCUCUUUGCUCAGCUCAGCCCUGAGCAGGGCAGACGGAGCUCCGUGGCCGGCGCUGCUGGGUGGCUGGCGCCUGAAGUGGUGACAGGUCAACCAUGUGGCCCCAAAGUGGACAUAUGGUCUUUGGGAAUUGUGAGCAUCGAAAUGGUGGAACAAGAAGUUCCUUCCUGGAAUGCAACUCCUGUCUUGCGUGUUAGAGCUUGGUUCCACAUGAACCACGCUGGAUAA